AGUGUUUUUAUAAUUAAAAUUGUUAUUAAUUUUUGAAGGUAAUAAUAGCAUUUGAAACCGGUUUUGUUCCGCCAAAUAUCAAUUACACAUCGCCAAGGAAUGACGUAAAUGCUUUGAUAAACGGAACUGUUCGUGUCGUCGACAAACCGUUGCCACUUAAAAAUGGUUACAUAGGUAUCAGUUCUUUUGGUUUUGGGGGGGCAAACGCUCAUGUGCUAUUAAAGUGGAAUCCGAAACAGAAAGUUAAUAAUAGCGCGCCAAAUGAUGAUUUAUCAAGACUUGUAAUAUUAUCUGGACGCACUAAGGAAUCAGUAAAAUUGUUUUUAAAUGACAUUGCUAAUCAUCAAAUAGAUGUAGAAUAUAUUCGUUUACUACACGAUGUUUACUCAGACAAUAUAGAUGGUCAUCCAUGGAGAGGGUAUAUUAUACUAAAUACUUUACAACAAGAAUCAAUAAAAGAAAUUCAAAGUUGUAAAAAUGUAAAAAGACCUGUUUGCUUUAUAUUUUCAGCCUUAGGGUCGCAAUGGCCAGGAAUGGGUCGAUAUUUAUUAAAAUUUCAAGUCUUUGCAAAUGCAAUAAGAAUGUGCGAUGAUGUUUUAAAACCAUAUAAUAUAAGUGUCACGGACAUUUUGACAAAUGCAGAAGAAAAUGUGUGCGAAAACUCGUUAUACAUGUUUCUCGGAAUUGUCGCUGUUCAGAUCGGUUUAGUAGAUAUCUUAACAUCCUUAAAAAUUACUCCGGAUUACAUGAUUAGUCAUUCUGCUGGUGAACUGGGUUGCGCGUAUGCGGAUAAAUGUCUCACCACUGAGCAAACUAUUUUAUCAGCAUACUUUAUUGGUUUGGCGUGUGCCGAAGCAAAAUUAAUUCGUAGCUCUAUGGCAAUUGUCAGUAUUAAUUACGAGAACCUUAAAAAUAUAUGUCCAGCGGAUAUUGAAAUAAUAUGCCGCAAUAGUGAGAACAAUAGCGUUGUUACUGGUCCCGUAAAAUCCAUGCAAGAAUUUAUGAAAAAAUUACAGGUUAAUAAUAUUUAUGUAAAAGAGAUCCACUGUAACGUGCCAUAUCACAGUUCUUACCUCGCAUCCGUGAAAUCUCAGCUCUUGUCCAAUUUGAACAAAAUAAUACCACAUCCGAAAAAACAAAGUCCAAAAUGGAUCAGCACUUCCAUACCUUGUGCCGAAUGGCAUACUUCAGCAACAAAAUUAUCAUCGGCGGAUUAUCAUACACAUAGUAUACUAAACACUGUUCUCUUUGAACAAGCAAGAUAUUUAAUUCCAUGUAACGCUGUGACCAUCGAGAUCGCACCAUACGGCGUUCUGCAGCAAAUUUUGGAAGAAUCUUUACAUCCAGAGGUUACGAACAUUUUAUUGACUCGACGCACUGAACAAUACAAUAAUAUAAUUUUUCAAGGAAUUGGGAGGCUUUACAACUGUGGUUUACAGCCGCAAGUUGCCAAUUUAUAUCCGCCAGUGACAUUGCCAGUUAGCCGAGGAACUCCGAUGAUCUCCUCAUCGAUCAGGUACAAUAUACAUGUUAUCUACUUCUUUAAUUUGAAGAAAUCUGCAGCUGAGGCGCAUCGAUUGCUUGUAGAAGCAUAUGGUGAGGCUGCCUUAAGUGAUAGAAAUUGCCGUGAGUGGUUUCAAAAGUUUAAGAACGGUGAAUUUGACGUUGAAGGCAAAGAAGCGGAAGGCCGAAAGUCUUAUGAUCACAAGUUAAAAUCUCAGUUGUCAAAACUGAUGACCGAUGGUCUUAAUAAUAAAACUAUUAAGCCACUUCAAGCGAAAAUUUUUCCGAAAACCGAUAUCGAAAAAGCUUUUAGAUAUAUGGCAAGUGGGAAACAUAUGGGAAAGGAAAAGGAUAAACCUUUAGACAAUGACAUUCUCGCGUGUCCUCGCUAUUAUUGUCUCAAAGAUAGAAGUUACAUUAUACUAGGUGGACUGGGUGGAUUUGGCUUGGAGUUAACCGACUGGUUAAUAUUUCGAGGCGCUAGGAACGUCGUGCUGGUUUCACGAACUGGAGUGAAAAAUGGUUACCAGCGCAUGAAAGUUCGACUGUGGAAAUCGUACGGUGUAAAUGUGCUAAUUGUCAAGGACAUUGAUGUCGCUAAUACUCAGGAUUGCGAAUAUCUUUUGCGAACUGCGGAACGAGAGGGACCAGUGGACGCGAUUUUCAAUCUCGGUGUAGUAUUGAAGGACAGUUCUGUUGAUGCAAAUCUUCAAAUUGAUGUUUUUACUAUUAUGGAUAUUUGUUUGACCAGAAGUAGUGAAGAGGAUGUUUAA
Wasmannia auropunctata (little fire ant) is the source of this 2276-nucleotide messenger RNA. Its product is annotated as fatty acid synthase-like. The coding region runs from base 534 to 2276 and encodes 580 amino acids. The record is from RefSeq and is a predicted model, not a curated record. Gene Ontology annotation, molecular function: fatty acid synthase activity. Gene Ontology annotation, biological process: fatty acid biosynthetic process. NCBI's taxonomy places the organism in Eukaryota, Metazoa, Arthropoda, Insecta, Hymenoptera, Formicidae. The transcript is spliced from 10 exons.